Molecule: messenger RNA, 1368 nt
Organism: Dendrobium catenatum
Lineage: Eukaryota; Viridiplantae; Streptophyta; Magnoliopsida; Asparagales; Orchidaceae
Product: phenolic glucoside malonyltransferase 2-like
Exons: 1
Coding region: 1-1368 (455 amino acids)
Source: RefSeq, a predicted model, not a curated record
AUGGCUGCUGUGAGAGUGCUCCACGAAAUAAAAGUUUCUCCUUUUCCUUCACUUCCAUCUCAACCUCCUCAAACUCUCUCCUUCCUCGACUGUAUUUGGCUCCGAAACUCACAAAUGGUGGAAAGGCUUUUCUUUUUCGACUUUCCUCACCCCACCUCCCACUUCAUUGAACACAACCUCCCCAUCUUCACCAAAUCCCUCUCCCUCACCCUCCACCACUUCUACCCUUUAGCAGGAUCCAUCCGCCCCUCCCCUGAUUCCGACGACCAAUUCGAGAUUGCCUAUGAGGAAGGCGACUCCGUCACCAUCACCGUCGCCGAGUUCGCCGGCGAUGACUUCCGCAACAUAUCCGGUCACCAGCCACGAAACUUCAAAAAGCUUCGUCUUUUGGUGCCGAAACCUGCAAAAACCUUCUCCGGCAGCGAGUUUCCAGCCAUCUCAAUUCAAAUCACGCUUUUCCCCAAUCAAGGCCUUUGUAUCGGCUUCGCAAUAAGCCAUGCUGCCUGCGAUGGAUCCGGAUCGAUGCAAUUCAUCCGAUCUUGGGCUGAUGCCUGCCGCUCGACCGAGCCCACGCUCCACAGCAUCUCCCCUCCAUUCCUCGAUCGAUCCAUUAUUAUUGAUCCUUGCAAUAUGCGCCGAAAAAUUUUCAAAAUGGCACAUAAACUCAAUGAGAUGUACGAAAAGAAUCUAAAGAAGCAGGAUCCAUUGCCAGUUUUUGAUCCUCGCUUGGUCUCUGCAACUUUUUCUCUCAGCAAAUAUCAAAUUGAGCGGCUGAAAGAGCGGGUGCAGGCGAAGGGUGCAAAAGAAGGGAAGCCAUCAUUUCACAUCUCGGCAUUUUCUGUAACCUGCGCUUAUGUAUGGAGCUGCCUCGUGAGAGCUCGGGGAUAUGAUAAUGAAAUCAAUCAAUGUUUCGGAUGCGUUGUGGAUUGGAGGAAGAGAAUGAAGCCACCGAUUCCGAGCAAUUACUUCGGGAACUGCUUGGGAAAUUUUUUGACGGAGUUGAAGGCAGGAGAGGUUGCAGGGAAGGAUGGGAUUGAAGUGGCGGCCAUGGAAAUUGGGAAGAGCAUAGAUGGAUUGCAAGGGAGGGAUGUUGUUGAGGUAUUAGAAUCGGCGUUCAAUACGUAUUUGGAAAUGAUGGGGAGCAGAUUAUUAACAGUUGCUGGAUCGCCAAAGCUUAGGGUUUACGAGGUUGAUUUUGGAUGGGGGAGGCCGGUGAAGGUGGAGAUUACUUCCAUUGGUGAGACCGGAGCCAUGUCUCUAGCUGAGAGCAGAAAGGAGAAGGGAGGAAUGGAGAUUGGUUUGGUACUUUCUGAAGAGGAGAUGAACAAGUUUGGAAUGAACUAUGCAACGGCUUUGUUGGAUCUAUAG